Molecule: messenger RNA, 792 nt
Organism: Cyphellophora attinorum
Lineage: Eukaryota; Fungi; Ascomycota; Eurotiomycetes; Chaetothyriales; Cyphellophoraceae
Exons: 3
Coding region: 1-792 (263 amino acids)
Source: RefSeq, a predicted model, not a curated record
AUGGUGCACUUCUACGACUCAAUCUCUCCAGAUCUAGAAGAAUGGAUCAUGAAACAGACAUGCUUCUUCACGGCUUCAGCCCCGCUCCGUGGGCAGCACAUCAAUUGUUCUCCCAAAGGGCUGCCCGCAUCAUCAUUCAGCAUUCUCAACCCGAAUCUAGUAGGCUACGUCGAUGCGACAGGCAGCGGGAUCGAGACGAUCAGUCACAUACAGGAGAAUGGGCGGGUGACGAUACUGCUUUGCUCAUUUGAUGCUACUCCGAGGAUCAUGAGGCUGUUCUGCCGAGGCAGGGUCAUUCCCUGGGACCAUUCGGAGUUUGACAACUGGCGGAGCAGGAUGGGUAACAAGCACUUCGAGGGGAUGCGCGCGGUGAUAUUAUUGGAUGUCUGGAAGGUGCAAACAUCGUGUGGAUAUGCAGUACCGUAUUUGAAUCUCAGACCAGACCCGGAGAAUGCUGAAAAGAAGGUACCUUAUCUUGAGGAUCGCCAAACGUUGGGGCACUGGGCCAAGAAACAGAUCGACAAUAAGACGAUGAACGACUACCGCGCUACUUUCAACAGUCGGUCGCUGGACGGUUUGCCCGGACUGCGAGUCGCCAGAAAGGAUAAAGGAGAGCUGCUAUUGCUUCGGGAUAUAGAGGCACAGGUGUUGAAGCGAAAUGGCGUGCAGAUUGUGCUUGUGGCGCUAUUGUCGUCGGUCGUGACCGCGGUGGUGGUGCUAUUCCUGACUGGUCACACGAGCCUGCCAGACAUAACGAAUAGCUUCAUGUCGAGGAUCGGCGGCAUUCAGUAG